Penicillium psychrosexuale is the source of this 1704-nucleotide messenger RNA. RefSeq lists its product as uncharacterized. The transcript has 2 exons. NCBI's taxonomy places the organism in Eukaryota, Fungi, Ascomycota, Eurotiomycetes, Eurotiales, Aspergillaceae. The record is from RefSeq and is a predicted model, not a curated record. The coding region runs from base 1 to 1704 and encodes 567 amino acids.
AUGGCUGAGACUAUCCUCAUGUGCAGCAUCUGUCCUGGGCAGCCCCAUUUCAGCGAUGUCUCUCACUUGUUGACCCAUGCUGCCUCCAAGGCUCAUCUGGCUAGCCACUUCAAGCUCAAGCUUCGCACCGACGAUCCUAACGCGAUCGAGCUUCUCAAGCAAUACGACGAUUGGUUUGACGCCAAUGGCUACGCGAAGCAGCUGUCUGCUCGCAUGGCCAGCAAAGAAUCGGACGACGCAUUGGCUUCCGCCGCUAAACAUACAAGAAACCGAGCACCCAAUGUCGAGCCUGAGGGCUCCAGUACUACUACAAUCACAACUACCCCAGUUUCUGAUUGCCUCGACCCUCGCUUGGCUGAUUCUCACAAUGACAAAGAGCAACAUGCGGAGACAACCAUCCCGCCCACUACGCCAACCCCUUUGCCUAUGGCAAACAGCAAUGUGAAAUCUCGAACGGGUCCCAUCCUCCGCUCGAUGCGAUCCUCGAAUGGCACAAAGCCAGACGGGUUGCAGCCGGUCGAUGCUUCUGGACCUACUGACGAAAACCGAUCAUUGGUUUUGCCCGUGACACCGAUACAGCGCCGAUACAAACCGGACCCCUUGGAGAGAACAUGGGUUGCUAGCAGGGAUACCCCUGAUCCUUUUAUCGAUUCUGGUGAUCAGACACAGGCAUCGGGCAACCCUGAGAUGGACAAGACUCGGGCUGAAGAAAUCGCAAGACUCAAAGGAGUUCUGUGGCCAGGUAUGGAUCUUUUUGAUUCCGCCACGCUGCAGAUGCGUCGUCGACGCAACCAGAAGAAGGAUGGUGCUGUCUUGAAGAUGAUGGAACGUACUUCUUCGCUCGUGGAGCCAACCGAACAGGUCUUUUCCCCACACGGAGGUCUGUUGAAGGAGCGUAUUAUCACGGGUAACGUGGAGGACUACAGCCCACUGAAGGGAGAGACUCCAGUUCCCAGACGAGGCAUCGCUCGUCCCAGGAGUACCCGUCUAACCAAAGCCGACCCCAACGUGCCCCGUGCUGUGGACAGAAAGCGACAGAAAGCCUACAAAGGCCGCAAGAACAUGGAAGGGGAGGCCAAAGAAGAACAAAGCUUUCUCCGUCGCUCGCGCCGUGCAGCGGACCGUACUCACUCUUAUGUUGGCGAUGAUGAAGAGUUUGGUCUUACUGUCAACACCUUUGGCAAGCGGCCCAAAGGUGGCUUCGGCAUUUUUGUUGAUCAGGAAAAGGAAGAAGAGGAUAGCAAAUCAUCCUACCCGGACCCGGGAUUCAGAACGCAGUUUGACACCUUGACCCCCACUCGCCUUGUUUUGAACGGAAAGACGAACACCGGUAGUCAUGCCUUGAGAAUUGGACACACCUCCGUUGACAAAGAGAACAUUGAGCCUAUUCUGAACCCCCAAGGCCGAAUUGGCCCCCACAGUUGGCACUCCCCAUUUGCUAAACGUAAUUUCCUUGAUGACUUUGGAUUCGACCCACCAUGCCUUCCUGAUCUUGGUGAAUACGACGGCUUUGACAAGGCUGGGUAUCGCUCCAACCCCCUGCAAGCCCCCUCGAAGCACCCUUUCUAUGACAGCCAGUGUGAAGAGGAGCAUACUGCUCAGAAUGGCUGGCUUUCAAUUGACCAGACAGUUCCAUCCGAAGAAACCAUCCCAGAAGACGAGCACCUCUUUUCUGGAUACUAUUUGACUACCGAUGCGAACUAA